This is a messenger RNA of Hippopotamus amphibius kiboko, 3028 nucleotides long. It is a transcript of the gene SGCB, whose product is annotated as sarcoglycan beta. NCBI's taxonomy places the organism in Eukaryota, Metazoa, Chordata, Mammalia, Artiodactyla, Hippopotamidae. Bases 39 to 1016 code for a protein of 325 amino acids. Gene Ontology annotation, cellular component: sarcoglycan complex; sarcolemma. The transcript has 6 exons. The record is from RefSeq and is a predicted model, not a curated record. Gene Ontology annotation, biological process: muscle organ development.
GCGGCGGGGAGGGCGGCGGCGGCGGCGGGCGCGGGAAGAUGGCGGCGGCGGCGGCGGCGGCGGCCGCGACGGCGGCGACGGCAGCCGAGCAGCAAAGUUCCAAUGGUCCUGUAAAGAAGUCCAUGCGUGAGAAGGCUGUUGAAAGAAGGAGUGUCAACAAAGAGCACAAUAGUAACUUUAAAGCCGGGUAUAUUCCAAUUGAUGAAGAUCGCCUGCAUAAAACAGGACUGCGAGGGAGAAAGGGCAAUCUAGCCAUCUGUGUGAUUAUCCUCCUGUUUAUCCUGGCUGUCAUCAAUUUAAUUAUAACGCUUGUUGUCUGGGCUGUGAUUCGCAUUGGACCAAAUGGCUGUGACAGCAUGGAGUUUCAUGAAAGUGGUCUGCUUCGAUUUAAGCAAGUAUCUGACAUGGGAGUUAUACAUCCCCUUUAUAAGAGCACAGUAGGAGGAAGGCGAAAUGAAAAUUUAGUCAUCACUGGCAACAACCAGCCUAUUGUUUUUCAGCAAGGGACAACAAAGCUCAGUGUAGAAAAGAACAAAACUUCUAUUACGAGUGACAUUGGUAUGCAGUUUUUCGACCCGAGGACUCAAAAUAUCUUAUUCAGCACAGACUAUGAAACUCAUGAGUUUCAUUUGCCAAGUGGAGUGAAAAGUUUGAAUGUUCAAAAAGCAUCUACUGAAAGGAUUACCAGCAAUGCUACUAGUGAUUUAAAUAUAAAAGUUGAUGGACGUGCUAUUGUGCGUGGAAAUGAAGGAGUAUUCAUUAUGGGCAAAACCAUUGAAUUUCACAUGGGUGGUAAUAUGGAGUUAAAGGCUGAAAACAGCAUCAUCCUGAAUGGGACUGUGGUGGUCAGCACAGCCCGCCUCCCUAGUUCCUCCGGCGGAAACCAGUUUGGCGGUGGUGACUGGGUGCGCUACAAGCUCUGCAUGUGCGCUGACGGAACCCUCUUCAAAGUGCAGGUGACGGGCCAGAACGUGGGCUGCCAGACCUCGGACAACCCCUGUGGAGACACUCAUUAGGAAAGCCCGCGAGGGCGUCCGUAGGUUCGUGUUGUGACUUGACUCUUUUUUUAAGAGUGGGCAUGCAGAUCUUGUUUUUACAGAGUUUGUGGUAACUCGUAAUCAUUUUAUCCGCAGAGCACUGCUGUAUCUAUUGUAUAGUCUUCAUGUUUAAAAUAGUCUCAGAGAGCCUAAAUUCUAAUACAUUUCAUUAAGUUGCACUGAUCUUCAAUUUAUAGUUCUCUGAAAUAGUUAAGAGAAGUGAAUACAAUCAAAAUUAAUCUUUCAAGAAGUAUUUUUAAAAUGCCACUGUUCCUUGUCUAAAGGCUAAAGGGCUGAAGCAACUGUUUAGACUCACUGUAAGUGAGCUUUCAGUGAGUAAUGGGAAUAGACCCACUUAAGAUGUUUAAAGGUACACCAUCAAUAAAUGUUACAUGCUCUGUCUUUUGGCUUCUAAGGGGAAAGAUAGAUUUUUAGUGCAUUAACUUUCAGCCAUAAUCUCACAUGCAAAUGAGGUCAUUAAAGAACUUCACAUAUGGGAGAUAGUAAGAAACUAUGGUUCCUUAGUUUUGCACUAGGAAGAAAAUACUCUAAUAGAAUGUUUGCUCAUGAAGUAUUGAUGAAUAUUGUGUUCGCAAUGUGGUAGCAAUUAAAGCACCAUCUCAGCUUUAACUUAAAUAAUGACAGCUGUCAUUUGUUGAGCAUCUUACACUGCCCGGCCUUGUCCUAGGCAUUGCAUGUGUAAAGUCUCUAAUUCUCACCACGACUCUACAAGCAGAUGUUGUUAUCCCACUUUACCCACUAGGAAACUGAGGAUCAGAGAAGUUAAGAAACUUGCCUAAUGUUACAGAGGAAAUAGCAGAGUUGGGAUUGGCAUUUGGGUGUGAUUCAAACCUACAUGGACCUGUUUCUAAAUACCCCAUUUCCCAACUGGGGUACCUGAAUGGAUAAAAGCGUUGCUAAGAUAUGUAUACCCUCAGCCCUUGGGGCAGCACAGUGGGAAAUGGGGAGGCCAUGCCUCAGACAAGUCCUGCUGGCCAGGAAUGGCUGGUGGGUUUACCCCAGCAAGCCAGACAAAUACCACCCUUUGUAACAUGUGCCGUACCUUGAAAAAAGUCAGGAAGCACUGGACUAAGGGUGAUAAUGCGGGAAAUAAUACAAGUAAUUUUCACAGAAGUAUGAGAUUGAUCUCUGCUCCUAACAUCACCGCCCAUUGUCAUGAUUUACAACCCUCAAGCCAGUUGAUUUUUAAUGUAUUUUAUAGUUGACUUGAAAGGAACUCUCUGGUAAUAUUAAGAUAUACACAACAUCAGGAAGAGAGACCUCAAAGUAGUGUACUGUAAAGCAGGCAGUAGAGGUAAAUCAUAGGCCCUGUUCUGCAUUCAAGUAUAAUAUUCUGUCCUUAUCAGUUUGAACUAUACGGAUAAGAAAACAAGAAAAUAGUUUGCAUUCAAUAUUGUCACAGUUCUCUCUGAAAGAAAAAUCAAAUACUUUAGAGAUUAUGAAUAGUCAUUAAAGUAUACUAAAGUAGAGUUUGACUUACUACCUAAUACUGAGUGCAGUUUUUAAGUGAAAAAAAAAAAGUGAAAUUUAUGACCUCUCGGUGUUAUUAGUUGUAGUGAUGUUCAGAACCCAUUUGAAUAUAUUCAGUAUCACUUAAUAUCUGAAUAAUAUUCAGAAAAAUCCAUUGGAAUUUUCAUUCAGAUGCUCAGUGGAUUUGUAAAUUUUACAUUCAUUACUUGUCUGCUCUAUUUAGAUUUGUUUUGAAAGUUUAUUUAGAUAAAUAUUUUUACAAAAACCACAUAACACUAUGUUACAAAGUAUUAUUUAUUGAAUGUAAUUCAUGAAAUAAUCUAAGUUUACUCCUCUUUGAGAAAUACCUGUUUUUGAUACAUCUCCAUCAAGUGCUUUGCAUGUGAGAGAAUAUCGAUGUUUUUAUAAAACUGAUUGUUAAGGUCAUAGGUAUAGUAUUUUAGGACAUUUUGCAGGUAGCGUUUGCUUUUUUCAUUGAAACGUAGACCUGGGAAAUUCCC